Messenger RNA from Coregonus clupeaformis (lake whitefish), 871 nucleotides. RefSeq names its product prenylated Rab acceptor protein 1-like. The transcript is spliced from 7 exons. The record is from RefSeq and is a predicted model, not a curated record. Gene Ontology annotation, cellular component: Golgi apparatus. The coding region runs from base 112 to 789 and encodes 225 amino acids. Lineage: Eukaryota; Metazoa; Chordata; Actinopteri; Salmoniformes; Salmonidae.
CAAUUUUAUUCCACAUCACAUCCGCUGAGCACAGCGUAAGUAGUAUUUCUGAGCACCGUAAACAUUUUGAACUACUCCUACAUCUUUCCUACCUCGGCGUCAGUUACUCUAAUGAAAUCUGGUGUCCCAAAGGGUGAGAACUGCCUUGUAGAUAUGGACUCCAAGGCAGGGGAUCUCUUCAGCGCUGAGCCAGCUGAUGCUGCUGGAGCCGGAGGUGUCAUGGGAAACCUACCACUAAAGGAGCUAGAUGGUUUACCACCUUGGCUUUCUGCCUUGCCUCACAGGCUGUGGCUGCCCAAAGGCCUCUCGGCCGGUGUGGCCAAGGAGUGGUUUGACCGUCGCCGUGCGUCCAUCCGUCCCUGGGCUGGCUUCGUGGAUCACAGGAAGUUCACCAAGCCCCGCAACUUUGGCGAACUGUGCCAGAGGGUGGUGCGCAACUUGGAUACCUACAACAGCAACUACACCUUCAUCUUCCUUGGCCUCAUCCUCUACUGCAUUAUCAGCUCUCCCAUGCUGCUGAUUGCUUUGGCAGUGUUUUUUGGUGCCUUCUACAUCAUCCACCUCAAGUCCCAGGAGUCUAAAUUGGUCGUCUUUGGAAAAGAGGUGACCGGACCUCACCAAUUGGGUCUGGCGGGGGCUGUCUCUUUCCCUGUGUUUUGGUUGGCUGGUGCAGGAGCUGCAGUGUUUUGGAUCCUGGGGGCGACGAUGUUUGUAAUUGGCUCUCACGCUGCCUUCCGAGAGCUGGAGGGAGGAUCGGAAAUGGAGGAGCUCUUCAUGGAGCCUGUGUGAAGGGUUAGAGAUAGAGGACUCAUCUUUAUAUCUGUGCCAUUAUAGCAUCUGUGACAGCAUGGGCAGUGCCAUUUGAGGCUAC